UGAGACCUCACCACCAAGGAAACCCUGUAAUCAGUACUGUGAUAGGAAAAGAAAUCUGUGUCCUAAUUCUUAUUUGUCAGAAAAUCAUGAAAAUCCUGCUGCAAAAUUAAAUUACAUAUAAAAAAGCUGUGAUUACGCCACAUAAAUCGUUGUAAAACCAAUUGAAUCAUUCCCCUCUCCCUGCCCAAAUCCGGAAACCCUAAAUCCCUCUUUUUUUUUUUAAUUAAUGAUUGGGGGAAAAUUGCCAAAUUGUAAAUGCAUGUCGCGGCGGAUCUUAACUGGUUCCUGCAAUUGGCGGCGUUGGCACUCGCAGGGGUUUUUGGAUUGCUGUACCUGGUUCGAAGCACUGCGUCUAGUUAUUUCUUGGAGGAGUCCAGCUUUGGUUCGUCGGCGGCCGAUUAUUCUUCACUGGACAGCGAGAAAAGAGAGGACAUGGCGGUGGCCGGAGGAGGUGCCGCCGAGAGGUUUAACGCCUGCGCCGUUUGUGGACUUCCCAGCACAAAAGUUUGUUCCCGUUGCAAGAUGAUUAGAUACUGCUCUGAAGCUUGUCAAAAAUCCCACUGGAAUUCUGGGCAUAGGGAAAAUUGUGUGCAACAGAAAUCCUCUUUCAAAGAUAAGCGUAAAAGGCCAACACUAGCGUUAAGAGGUUGGAGAGCUUUGGCAAUUGCUGGUGGAAGCUCAAAUAAAAUACUUUUUCCUUAUGAGGAAUUUGUAAAAUUUUUCAAUUCGGACAAGCCAGGUUUUCCUCCUUGUGGACUUUUAAACUGUGGAAACAGCUGCUUUGCCAAUGUGGUUCUUCAAUGUCUUACAUACACUCGGCCACUUUUUGCCUACUUGUUGGAGAAAGGGCAUCGAGUAGAAUGUCAAAGAGACGAUUGGUGCUUUCUGUGUGAGCUUCAAUUACAUGUAGAAAGAGCUAGCCAAAGUUGUAACCCAUUUUCUCCUAUGAACAUUCUCUCAAGAUUGCCUAAUAUUGGUGGGAAUCUUGGCUAUGGGAAACAGGAGGAUGCCCACGAAUUUAUGAGGUUUGCUAUUGACACAAUGCAGUCUGUGUGCCUUGAUGAAUUUGGUGGAGAAAAAAUUGUUCAUCCGAGAUAUCAGGAGACGACACUCAUUCAACAUAUAUUUGGAGGUCGCCUUCAAUCCCAGGUUAUAUGUGCAGAAUGCAAUAAUGUCUCAAACCAAUUUGAGAAUAUGAUGGAUUUAACUGUUGAAAUUCAUGGAGAUGCUGAAUCUUUGGAGGAGUGUUUGGACCAGUUUACAACCAGAGAGAAGCUUCAUGGGGAUAAUAUGUAUAAAUGUGAUGGUUGCAAUGCUUAUGUCAUGGCAUGGAAGCGCCUUACAAUCCAGAGAGCCCCAAACAUUCUAACAAUUGCCUUGAAAAGAUUUCAGAGUGGAAGAUUUGGGAAGCUUAAUAAGAGAGUGACUUUUCCCGAAACACUGGACCUCAAGUUGUACCUGAGUGAGUCAGAAGAUGGAAAUGACAUUUACAAGCUAUAUGCAGUUAUCGUUCACAUUGACAUGCUGAAUGCGUCAUUUUUUGGCCACUAUAUCUGCUAUAUUAAGGACUUAAGUGGAGACUGGUAUAGGAUUGAUGACUGUAAGGUUGAACGUGUUGAUUUAGAUGAGGUGCUUUCACAGGGAGCUUACAUGCUUUUGUACAGCAGGAUUCGUGCCCGCCCCUCAUGCCUACUUCCAGCUGAGCUGUUGCCAAAAGAAGUAAGCUCAAAUGUGAAAAUAAACGAACCUUCUGAGCCUUUGGCUGACCCUGUAUGCAUAGAUAGUUCCAUUGACUCUGACCAAGCUUUAUCGGUCAAGUCUGAGAAUGUGUUGCCAUCCACUAUAAUAGGCACAGAAGACCAUGCAAGUGUUGAUAUGGAAAUCGAGACUUCUCAACCAAGGUCCCUCACGGUCAAGGCGAUUGAAAUGAAUGGUGCAGAGGAAUUGCCCAUUUUGCCCAAAGAAGUUGCUUGUCAGUCAAAUCCCACAAAUAUUACCUCGGUCAAUGAAAGUUCUACUCAAGUGGGCCCCACCAAUUGUGAGUCGUUGUCUGCUGUUUCUGAUUUAGAGAAGGUGUGUUGUGGGAGUGAAAAUGGGGGCAGAUCCCAUAAUUCUACAUCUGUGCUCAAAGAAAAUGCUGUUUUCGUUAAGAAAUCGGGAGAGGAGCCCACACCGAAGCUUAAGCCGCUUUUUGCUCCAGGUUUUCUUGAAAAGGGCCGCCAAAGGAGAAUUGUCGAGCCGCUUUUUGCUCCAGGUUUUCUUGAGAAGGGCCGGCAAAGGAGAAUUGUCAAGCCGGAGAAUAGAGUGUCCAGAGAAUGCUUUAAGUUGAAUUCUGAAAGAGCAUUAGGAGUUGCAGAAUGGAGGUUAACGCCUGAAAAUGGCACCUUAUCGAACGGGCAUAAGCCUUGAGUUACAAGGGAGAAUCGGAAAGCGUAUAAUGGGUCUUUCAGUUUUAAGGACAUGGAAAAUGGAGAAUCCACUGUAAUGAGAGGCUCUAGUUAGAAGGGUAAAAGGCAGACGCGAAUUAUAAAAUCUUCGGAAGUCUUGAAAAGGUAUAUAUAUGAUGGUCCAAAGUGCAUAAACACCUGAUUUUCAUGUGACACGAGCCAUUGAUUGGAAACUUCUUUUUAGAUCUGAAAAAAUACGCUGGAGAUUAGUAAUUAGCUGAGAAGAUGGCAUGAUGAAGAUUCAUUCGUUACUUUGGAAGCUGGGAAAUAAUGAGGGUU
Molecule: messenger RNA, 2726 nt
Organism: Striga asiatica
Lineage: Eukaryota; Viridiplantae; Streptophyta; Magnoliopsida; Lamiales; Orobanchaceae
Source: the annotation of a GenBank genome assembly